Molecule: messenger RNA, 408 nt
Organism: Culicoides brevitarsis
Lineage: Eukaryota; Metazoa; Arthropoda; Insecta; Diptera; Ceratopogonidae
Exons: 3
Coding region: 1-408 (135 amino acids)
Source: RefSeq, a predicted model, not a curated record
AUGUCUAAGAGGAAUGUUGCAUUUAUAAAGCCCGACGAACCGAGUUUCUUGCAAAAAUUAAAACAACAGGCCGGCUACAAGGAAGGCCCCGAUAUCAAUACAAAGCGACAAAAGGUGCAGGAUUACGACGACAGCGACGAGGAUUUCAGCGACAAAGAGGAGGAAAGUCCGCAAGUUGUUGUGCUGAAAGAGGGAGAUCUCACCGCGGAACAAGCAGACGUUGAAAAGAAACGCAUCGAACUUGAGGAAAGUCAGAAAAAAGCAGAUUUAACGGAACGGGUGAUUUUUAAAGCAAAAUCGAAAGGAGGUGAAAUCAAAGAAAAAUCGAAGAAAGAGAAAAAGGCAGAAAAAGCCGCCAAAAGUAAAUUGUCAUUUAACGACGAGGACGAAGAGGAAGAAGAAGUCUAA